Messenger RNA from Orycteropus afer afer, 2520 nucleotides. NCBI's taxonomy places the organism in Eukaryota, Metazoa, Chordata, Mammalia, Tubulidentata, Orycteropodidae. The record is from RefSeq and is a predicted model, not a curated record.
AUGAGGCCCCAGGCCAGUGUAGUCUGCUUCCUGUUCUUCCUGCUGCAGGCUUUGACUGAGUCCACCAAGAAUUCGGACUUCCACCUGGCUGGGGACUACCUCCUGGGUGGCCUCUUCAGUCUCCAUGCCGACAUGAAGGGCAUCGUCCACCUCAACUACUUGCAGGUGCCCAAGUGCAAGGAGUAUGAGAUGAAGGUUCUGGGCUACAACUUCAUGCAGGCCAUGCGCUUUGCAGUGGAGGAGAUUAACAACCACAGCAGCCUGUUGCCAGGCAUACUGCUGGGCUACGAGAUGGUGGAUGUCUGCUACAUCUCCAACAACAUCCAGCCUGUGCUCUACUUCCUGGCACAAGAGGACAACUUCCUGCCCAUCCAGGAUGACUACAGCAGCUAUGUGCCCCGUGUGGUGGCCGUGAUUGGUCCUGACAAUGCUGAGUCCAUUAGCACUGUGGCCAACCUCCUCUCCCUUUUUCGCCUUCCACAGAUCACCUACACUGCCAUCAGCGAUGACCUGAGAGACAAACAGCGCUUCCCUGCGGUGCUGCGCACGGUGCCAAGAGCCGAGCACCAGAUCAAGGCCUUGGUGCUGCUGAUGCUGCAGUACAGCUGGAACUGGAUCAUCGUGCUUGUGAGCAAUGAUGACUACGGCCGCGAGAACAGCCAGCUGCUCAACAAGCAGCUGGUGGGUCAGGACAUCUGCAUCGCCUUCCAGGAGACACUGCCCACGCCACAGCCCAACCUGGUUAUGACAGCAUAUGAGCAAGAGCGCCUGGAGGCCAUCGUGGACAAACUGAAAGAGAGCUCUGCGCACAUUGUGGUCCUGCUCUCUCCUGACCUAGGCCUGUACAACUUCUUCCAUGAGGUGCUGCGCCAGAACCUCACGGGCACCGUGUGGCUUGCCUCUGAGUCCUGGGCUAUCGACCCGGUCCUACACAACCUCACUGAGCUGCGCUACACAGGUACCUUCCUGGGUGUCGCUCCCCCGAGUGUGCCCAUCCCACGCUUCAGCAAGUUCCGUGUGCACCGUGCCCAGGCCCAGCCACCCACACCCAACAAGACCAGCCCACCAGCCACCUGUAACCAGGAGUGUGACACCUGCCUGGAUACCACCAAGUCCUUCAACUCCAUCCUCACACUCUCUGGUGAGCGUGUGGUCUACAACGUGUACUCUGCAGUUUAUGCUGUGGCCUAUGCCUUGCACAGCCUCCUAGGAUGCAAUGAGAGCAGCUGCUCCAAGGAGGUGGUGUACCCCUGGAAGCUGCUUCAGGAGAUCUGGAAGGUCAACUUCACCCUCCUGGGCCACCAAAUUUCCUUCGACGAGGAAGGAGACCUGCCCAUGGGCCUGGAUAUCAUCCAGUGGCGAUGGGACCUGAGUCAGAACCCUUUCCAGAGCGUCGCCUUCUACCACCCUGCACAGGAGCAGCUGGUGAACGUCUCCCCCAUCUACUGGAGCACUCCCAACAACAUGAUCCCCUUGUCCAUGUGCUCCAAGAGCUGCCGGACUGGACAGAGGAAGAAGCCUGUGGGCCUCCACCCCUGCUGUUUCGAAUGCAUCGACUGCCUCCCUGGCUCCUUCCUCAACCAAUCAGAAGAUGAAUUUGAUUGCCAGCCUUGUCCAAAGUACGAGUGGUCCCACAGGAAUGACAUCUCCUGCUACAAGCGGCGGCUGGCUUUCCUUGAAUGGCACGAGGCACCCACCCUCAUUGUGGCUGUGCUGGCCUCCCUGGGCUUCCUCAGCACCCUGGCCGUCCUGGUUGUCUUCUGCAGACACUUCCAGACACCCAUGGUCCGCUCGGCUGGGGGGCCUAUGUGCUUCCUGAUGCUGACCCCACUGCUGGUGGCGUACCUGGUGGUACCCGUGUAUGUGGGGCGGCCCACAACCCUCACCUGUCUCUGCCGCCAGGCCCUCUUCACCCUCUGCUUCACCAUCUGCAUCUCCUGCAUCACCGUGCGUUCUUUCCAGAUCGUCUGCAUCUUCAAGAUGGCCCAUCGCCUCCCCUGGGCCUACAGCUACUGGGUCCGCUACCAUGGGCCCUAUGUCUUUGUGGCAGUCAUCACUGUACUUAAGGUGGUCAUCGUGGUAGGCAAUGUCCUGGUCACAACCACCAUCCCCACCAUCCGCACUGACCCUGACGACCCCAACAUCAUGAUUCUCUCCUGCAAUCCCAACUACCGCAGUGGACUGCUGCUCAACACUGGCCUGGAUUCGGUCCUCUCGGUGGUGGGCUUCAGUUUUGCCUACAUGGGUAAGGAGCUGCCCACCAACUACAAUGAAGCCAAGUUCAUCACCCUGAGCAUGACCUUUUACUUCAUCUCCUUCGUCUUCCUCUGCACCUUCAUGUCUGUCUACCAGGGUGUGAUGGUCACCAUCCUGGACCUGUUGGUCACUGUGUUCAACCUCCUGGCCAUCAGCCUGGGCUACUUUGGCCCCAAAUGCUACAUGAUCCUCUUCUACCCAGAACGUAACACACCGGCCUACUUCAACAGCAUGAUUCAGGGCUACACCAUGAGGAGGGACUAG